AUGCCUACAAGCAUUACUACCCGGCAAUGGUACCCAAAGGUGUACGCGGACGAGUACACCAAUACCCAACUCGACAUUGCAACCGAUGCUAUUAUCCCUGGUCAGAUAAGCACUAUUGCUAUCGACUGGAUGAUACAGGCCGAAGAGAACGGAGACUUUGACAUCAUGCUUAUUCAAGACUUCCAAGAGACAUUUGCAGGAUGGUCUCUCAAUCAUUUCAAUGCAAUGGACAUGCGAGUCCGUACAGCAGUCAAGAACAUACUCCGCGACCGAGGUGUCUACAUCGAGAAGAACAGCCGCAACACCAUCGCACAACAGCUAAUAGCAGAAGAGGCACAACACGCUAGAACAACCCAACAAAGCAGCAACCCGCUAACUCAGAGCGCCAAUAUAAACUAUGCGCCAUCUCCUGCCCAGGCAAACGUAACAGCCCUCACCAACCUCGCAAAGGUAUACAGUGAGGAGGAGAAGUUCAGUGGCGACAAGUAUGACGUCCUCGACAACAAGAUAGUCAUCUUUAAAGACCAUUGCGAAAAGGUUGGCAUUACGACACCAGCACAGUACAAACUUGCAGUCUCUACUAUGCUCAGAGGCAAGGCCUCAGCAUACUACUACAACUACAUUGCUCCACUCAACCUAGACUACGACAGCAUUAUCAAGAAACUAGGGGAGUACUUUCACACGAGCGAGAACUACCAAAUGUUCUUAAGUGAGUGGCGCACCAUUAUGCUGAAAGACGUCAUCGCCAACAACCCCGACAAGACACUCACCCAGUGUCUCGACAUAGUCAUCGACAAGCUCCAGCUGCUGCACCAGGCAAUGACUCAACAGAAUGGACCAAGCGAGCUCGCUCUUACAAGCCAACUUAUUGCUGCCUGUCAAGGCGUCGAAGCAUGUAGCGCAGUCCUUAUCCGCCCAGCUUCAACCUUUGAAGCCGUUGCCUCAGAACUCCGCAACGCUGUCGGCAACUGGACGCGCUGCCAUCCGCGCUCACAGUUCAACUGCGAGGAGUCCGAUCCGAGCGAAGACGCGUUCUACACAAACCGCCGAUACAACCGCAACGAUAGCGGACAACGCGACAAACCGCGCAACUAUAGCGCACAAGGCCAAGGCGAAGGAUCCCGCAACUACAACCGCGGAGGAUCCCGCUUCCAACGCAGCUUACCCCGAUCGCAGUACAACGAUGAUACACAGCGCCGCAAUAACAGGAAGUGCUACGUCUGUAGCAAGCCAGGCUGCUGGUCAACUCGUCACUCUAGAGAAGAGCGAAAGGAAGCGCAACAACGUUUCCGGACGUACGUGCAGACCCGCAACGUCGAUAUAGACUACGAAGCUUUCCUUGCCCAGUUUGAGGGCAUUGACCUUAAUGACGACGACGAUAACGGCGGCACGGACGAAGAACUCGACGCGUUCUUCAACAACGACCAGUUUGAUACAAAGCACCAGUUUCUCACUGCUACCUGCGGUGCAGUUGAUGGAGGAACAAUGAGGCAAGCCACCUCUUCACACUCGAUCACCGGUACGGGCGCGAGCAGUUUCCAAGGCAUCAUGCCAGACACCGGCGCGGCCGGAGUGUCUACAGCAGGCAAGCAACAGGUUACAGCGUUACACCGCAUCCAACCGUUAUGGAUUGACAAGUCAACUGCUGGCCGACACCGGAUCCGAUUUGGGGAUAACCCGGAGUGUGUUUCUAUCGGCGACGUCAACGUCCAGACACCCGUUGGAGUGAUUAGGUUCGCUGUAAUGCCUACUAACACACCGUUCUUACUCUGUCUUGAUGACAUGGACCGCCAUGGCAUCUACUUCAACAACGUCGACAAUACGCUAGUUCAUCAGUCCAAGGAGUACCCAAUUGUCCGCAAGUGGGGGCAUCCACGGCUUCUUCUCAACAAGCAGGAGACUGCCACCCACUAUCUCACCGAAGGAGAACUCCAGCAACUCCACCGACGUUUUGGGCAUCCAGCCGCCGCACGCCUCUACAAAGUCCUAGUAAAGGCAGGCCACGACGACAUUGACAAGACGCUAAUUGAUGAGAUUAACAAGUUCUGUCAUCAGUGCCAGAUAACUGCUAAAGCACCAGGCCGAUUCCGCUUUACUCUACGCGAUGACAACCUCGACUUCAACUCCCGCGUCAUCGUCGACAUUAUGUACAUUGACAGUAAACCAGUCCUCCACGCCGUUGACGAAGCAACUGCUUUUCAAGCCGCCCGCUUUCUUAUAGACAUAAAAGCAAGCACAACAUGGGACACGCUGCGCGCUAUGUGGAUUGACAUGUACGUUGGACCGCCCGACACUAUCGCGACCGACGCUGGCACAAACUUUGCGAGCAAAGAGUUUGUUGAUAAUGCCAACGCGAUGAUGAUAGAAGUCCACGAAGUACCAGUUGAGGCCCAUCACUCGAUUGGCAAAAUUGAACGCUACCAUGCUGCCAUCCGACGAGCGUUCGAAGUCAUCUCCGCCGACAUCGGUGCAUCUACGACGACGAAGGAUGACAUCCUCCAGAUGGCUGUCAAGGCUGUCAACGACACCGCCGGACCUGAAGGACUUGUACCAACGCUGCUGGUAUUCGGCACCUAUCCACGUCUCUCCAAGACAUCACCGCCAUCUCCCUCAAUCACCGCGCGCGCAACGGCAAUACGCAAAGCGAUGGCAGAAGUCCGGAAGAUUAAGGCAAAGCGACAAGUCAAUGAAGCUUUAGGUACCCGUAACGGGCCAAACAACAUCGUCACGCAAGUACUAGAACUACCGCUGCAGAGCAACGUCAAGGUGUGGCGUGAAGGCCUCGGAUGGACUGGCCCGCACACUCUCCUCGCCCUGAACGACGAUCAGACUGCUGCUAUCGUCGACGCUCAUGGGAAACAAGCAAGUUUCCGCAUCACCUCUGUCCAGCCGUAUCAUCAAGACGACACUACAAAUCUCCCGCGACCUGACGAGGAACAGCACGGCGAUGAGGAACAGCAUAGCGAGCAUCAGCGCGACAAUGACGACUUUGUUCCCCCAGAAGAGCCACCGCAACGCCGAGGACGCGGCCGUCCCAAAGGCUCCAAGAACAAGCCGAAGACACACGCUGCUAACCUCGCACAGCGCGAGAAAGACGACAUAGUGCUAGCCAGGACACUGCGCACUACCGGUAAGAUCACGACACCUGGAGAACCUUUUGAGCUGUCAACCAAGACAGAGAUUGACGCUCUCAUUACCCGCGGCGUCUUCCGCUUUGAGCCAUUCAAUCUAGCCAAGCAUGGCGGGAUCCGGAUCUUCAAGUCCCGCAUUGUCAAUGAAGUGAAAGGCAAGACCACCGAUAAGCCGUACGAGAAAUCUAGACUAGUUGUACAAGGCUACGCCGAUGAUGGCAAGAAGAUUGUACUCACCCAGAGCCCCACGAUACAACGCGCAAGCCAGAGGAUCAUUAUUGCUCUUGCACCGGUAUUGAUCCAAAUGGGCAUGAAGUUAUGGCUCCGAGACAUCACGCAGGCGUACACGCAGUCCGACGACCGCCUCCAGCGCACUAUCAUUGCAGACCUGCCUGUACAACUCCGCAAAGUGUACCCACAAGGAACCAUCAUGGUCGUGGUGAAACCACUGUAUGGCAUCGCCGAAGCAGGUGCCUACUGGUGGUCAACAUACUUCAAACACCACACGACGACACUCAACAUGGAGACGUCUACGUACGACCCAUGCCUCCUCAUCUCCAAGGCCACCGACGCUGGAACAACCACAGGUUUCGGCAUUGUUGGCAUGCAAACCGACGACACUCUUGGUCUCUCAGACAACGCAUUCGCUGAUAGAGAGACAGGAGCUCCGUUUCAAGCUAGACAAAAGUACCUCACAGACACUGACCCUAUCGAGUUUAAUGGCUGUAUCAAGAAGCAAGGUGAGAAACUUGAGAACGCUGUUGAUGCAAAGUCCUACAUACAACAACGAGCACGAGGAGCAUAUAUCGCGACUAUCUGUCAGCCAGAGGCAAGCUUUGAUCUCGCCGCUGCAGCGCAAGCGACUGAACCGACAAAAGAAGAAAUAUCCAGAUUGAAUAAGCGCAUUAACUGGCAGAAGAAAAACGUCUCUCGCGGACUUAGCUACGUGCCUAUUGAGAUGAAAGAUCUCAAGCUAUACACGAUGGUGGACGCCUCGUUUGCCAACAACAAGGACAUGAGCUCUCAAAUGGGAUACGUUAUUAUUCUUGGUAACGAGACUGCAUCUUCAGACGGCAGCUUUAAGAUACGUGGCAACAUUAUUCACUGGUCCUCCACUAAAUGCAAACGCGUCACAAGGAGCGUUCUAGCAUCGGAGAUCUAUGCAAUGGCACAUGGCGUUGACAUUGCACUGGCCAUCGGCACCACGAUUGACAUGAUUAUGGACCGACUGUCUUUCCCUAAGGUCUCUAUUGUCGCAUGCACGGAUUCACGAUCCUUGUACGACUGUCUCGUCAAACUCGGCACUACUAAGGAGAAACGUCUCAUGAUAGACAUCAUGGCAUUGCGCGAGGCAUACGAGCGCAACGAUCUCAUGGAUAUCCGCUGGAUUGACGGCAGAGACAACCCAGCAGAUGCGAUGACAAAGGCAGCGAGCAACUCUGCUUUAGAGCAUCUCAUUGACACCAACGAGCUCGAACUUCGUGUACAGGGAUGGGUGAAUCGCGACACCACAGGCAUCGAGCCUACGAACAAGCCAGGCACCAAGCCUACGAACAAGACAGGCACCGAGCCUACAGACAAGACAGGCACCGAGCCUACAAACAAGACAGGCACCGAGCCUACGAGCGAUGGCACCGAGCCCACGAUUGAUUGUGGUGAGAACUGA
This is a messenger RNA of Pyrenophora tritici-repentis Pt-1C-BFP, 4797 nucleotides long. The record is from RefSeq and is a predicted model, not a curated record. Lineage: Eukaryota; Fungi; Ascomycota; Dothideomycetes; Pleosporales; Pleosporaceae.